Messenger RNA from Cantharellus anzutake, 219 nucleotides. RefSeq lists its product as uncharacterized. NCBI's taxonomy places the organism in Eukaryota, Fungi, Basidiomycota, Agaricomycetes, Cantharellales, Hydnaceae. The transcript has a single exon. The record is from RefSeq and is a predicted model, not a curated record. The coding region runs from base 37 to 198 and encodes 53 amino acids.
AACCUGUUUGCGAAUACACCAUCCCUGCACCACAUUAUGAUCUGUCCUGAGGGUGUCGUUUCCGACUGCGAUGGUCACUUUAGACUCCGAGUCUGUCUUGCUUGUCACCGUGCAUUGAGGCGACACUGGUUACCUCCCACUGCAAUGGCAAAUGAUCUGUACUUGGGUCCUUUCCUCAUUAUGUGGCUCUGUGGUUGACCAUGGGGUUAGAGAGUGUCC